CAUUGAUUCCUUUUCCUUGCCCUGCUCCAUUGCCUCAUUAAAAAAGUCUGGAAGGUAAGAAAUAAAUAGUGUAGACCAGAAAACUCUGCUAGCAAGCAGCAUUAUGCAUUUGGUACAGAACAUACUGGAGUAAGGAAAGUGCAGAGAUCACAGCUUUGUCUCCUUUUCAUCUUGCUGUUGCUGCAUUAAGAAUGGACAGAUGUAGACAGACCUUCCAUGACCCUUCGGUAGACGAGCCUUGAAACACUGCAGUCUUUAGCUUCUGAAUGGAGGAUGGCUUUCUGCAUGAGAUACCAAGCAGAGGCCUCGGUCCAGAACCUGUGACAUUGCUGCCUGUGUGUUGGGAAGAAAACUAAGGCGAACUGCUGUGAAGUGAGACAGAAGUGGUAAAAUAUAAUUUGCUUAAAAUUUACCACCAGAAGAGAAACAAAAAUUAAAAAAAAAUCUUGCUGAUCCUUUGUAAAUACUGAUCUGUCAGUCAAUUUUAAAAGUCAAGGAAAAGUACAAGUCAGAGAAAUCUUUCCAGUGAAAAGAGAGAAAGUAUACACAUCCAGUUUGUAAACAAGUUGUCACAAGAAAGUACUGUGUAGGACAGAGAGGUGAAACAGCAUUUUGGUACUACAGGAAUCCUUCAGGAAUCACAUCAGCCAGGUCAACAUGCAACAGAGGAAGCUAUUGCUAUUUCUGGCAUCCUGUGCUUUCUGUUUCACAAGUGGACAGAGUUGCGAAAGUAAACGCCAACUCCUAAACACUGUUCGUCAAAUGCAGAAGCUGUUAUCAUCACAGGAAGCUACUUACCUGCAGGGUGUUCGAAAUUUGAAGAAGCAGUUAUCCCGUUUGCAGAGUUCAAUUCAAAAACAGACGAUGAAAGGCAAUGAAACCUGUCCAAAGCUGGGUGCUCCCACCAAUGGAAAAAAAUUUGGUAACAAGUUCCUGAUUGGGCAUGAAGUGCACUUUACAUGUGAUCCUGGAUUCCAGCUUAUAGGCUCUGAGUCAUUGGUCUGCAAAGAUGACCGGUCCUGGAGUGAACAGCAACCCUUCUGUAAAAAUAUAGAUGAAUGUGCCAGUCGGCCUUGUGUAAAUGGUGGGACAUGUGUAGAUGAUAUCAACCGAUAUACUUGCUUAUGUCCCAGCAGCUGGUCUGGAAUUAACUGCCAAAACCCACUACAUUCCUCCUGGUCCAUGACAAACAUUUCCAGUUUUGGACGACAGCCACGUUGUACAGUAAUCAAUGGCUCCCAACACUGUAGUUGUGAUGUGGGCUACCAGAUGACUGGGAGACCGAGUGCAACUUGCCAAGAUAUUGAUGAGUGUGAGCUUUUCCAUCAUGAGCAUUUCAACCGCCUCUGCAUCCACAGCUGUGUCAACACGCCAGGGUCGUACCAGUGCACCUGCCCUACAGGCUACAACCUCCAUGCAGACCGACACAAUUGUAAUGAUAUUGAUGAGUGUUCAAAGAAUCUGCACAACUGUAACCAUGAUGAGAUCUGUGUGAAUGGUUUUGGUGGCUUUCACUGUGUUCGACCUGAGUGCCCCAAACCUCGCCCAGGCAUCAGCUAUGUGAAGACAUCAUUACUUCAAUGUGAACGGAACCCAUGCCAUAUGGAAAGUCGAGGCUGUCGAUCAGCUGCAAACUCCAUUUCCUUCCAUUACUUCCCAGUACGCUCAAAUAUGUCUGUUCCCAGAUCCCUUUUCAAAAUGUCGACAUCCCGCCUCAGAGGAGACAGCUUGAGAUUUGCCACGGUAGGAGGCAAUGGGCACAACCUGUUCAUCAUCCAGCGGUCAGACAGGCAGACUGGAGAGCUAAUUCUCACAAGCCCAGUGCUUGGCCCUGCGACUCUGGAAGUUGAGUUGGAAAUGACAGAAUUCUCAAAAAAGAGCCUCCUGGUCAAGUACAUCUCCAAAGUCACCAUCUUUGUUUCACAGUAUGAUUUCUAGGAUGGAAACUUUAGCUGAUUCCCAUAGUAGAACAUGCACCUUAUUUGCAGCAUCAUUUACCUCAUGAAAGAAUCAUUAAGCUGGUAAGGGACAGCCUCAGACAGGCUGUUAUAGAAAUUGCUUGCACUGCAUUAAGAGACUUCAGAAGGAAAGGAAAUAAAUUGAAGACCAUUUUGGUGACUAUCAGAUGGAUUACUUACUAAUAUCUUAACUUCUGAUUUCUGUCUUUAAAUUAUAUAAAAUUAUACUGGCAAACAUCUGAAAAUGGUCUUACACAUAUAUGCUAUUACUUUUGCCUUAUAAAACAGUAUAACUCCAACAAUAGUAACAGUAACAGACUUACUGACAUUGACUGUGGCUACUCACAUAUUUCUGAAGCCCCUGUUAAUUCCAUGAUACUAGUUGUCAAUGUUCUGGACUCUUUAGAUGUUAACAAUUUUUUCAGUCUGUCAGCAAAUAAAUUAACUGCAGGAGAAAGGUUCGUAAUAUAGCACAGAAGAUUAUGGGUAAACACUGUGAAUAAGCCAUUACCUGGCAAUUAACACAGAGAAUUAAGGCUCUGAGCAUUUAAUGAGCUGCUACAUGUAGUCAGAGGUACAGGGUUUGAUUCACUCCACCUCCAUUUGUAUGACUCUGAGUAGGUCAUUUAGAAAGACAACUGCCCCAGGUUCGAUCUGAAAAGGGGCACUUUGUCCCAUGGCAUAUCUGGUUGACAAAUUGUUAAAACUGAAUAAAUAAUACCUUUAUGUUUCACCUGCAUGCUGUGUGACAAAAUCACUUAAGGAACUUGUGUUUAUCGUGGAGUCUUACCUUAUAAAAAUGAUUGAAUGAGUAAAUUUCUAAAUAAAUAAGUAAAACUGACAGAUAACUAGAGCAAGGGCUCAUAUGCUAUGCAUGUAACCUGUUUUUUGCUUUUCAACCAUUUAUAAUGUCAUUGUACAUGCAGCUAUAAAUGAAUUUAGUUACCUGAUGGAUGAAAUACACACAGCCUGUAAUGUCUCUUCAAUGUCACAUUAUUCCUUAAACUCAAAAUAAAAGUGUCAACAUGCAUAAUUUAUACUCAGAUGAUUUCUGCCAUAAGAAUUUUGGAUUUUGUUCUGCAGUUCAGUAUUAUUAAUGAUCACUGAUAGAUAAGCAGUGAUAAUGCUUUAAUGUUUAUAUAAUACAAUUAAUAGGUUUACAGUUGUGAUUUAAUACUGUUACAUGUACAUUUAUGCAGAUUACAUAUAGUAAACAGAAACUUGUAAAAUAUCUAGCCUUUCCUUCUUAUCUAUGUGUUUAGACCAUGCAGUAUAUAAUAUGUACGUAGAACUGCUACUGUAUUUUAACUGUUUGUAUUUUGUUUUCUUCAUGUAGAUUGUAAAACUGUCUAACUACAACACAAAAAUACAAGUUAAGCAUUUCUCUUGCAACCAGUUUUCAUUUUUCCCUUAGAUUGCUUCCUUUUUGUCCCUCACAAUUUAAAGAUAUCCCCCAGGUUCCUGAAAUUACAAGCUGUAGCUCUCAUUUUACCCUUUUAAAAGACCUGUGCAGUUCACAUCUGCCGGCCCCUGUAAUAUUAAAUUCUUUUUUUUAGCCUUGGAGAUUUUACUGUAAAUGCUACUCAGUUGUAAAGCAGGUCUUCCAUUCCACCCAGCAAAGCUCUUAAAUCCUUUCCUGUUGAUAUAUUUGAUUAUCAUCAGCACUAUUUCUGGUAUGAAUUGUAAUAGAAUUUUACUGAUGAUUUUUUACCUUAUGAUAUAUGCAACCACACUGCACAGACAUAUGGUAAUAUAAUGUCUGACAAUGUAGCUGGGUAAAGCUAAGCUCUACUAGCAUGUAUUUCUGUGUAGUCCUAGGUUUCGUUCUAUCAGAUUCUGCUUACAUACUGUAUAACUGAGCAAGUUAGUAAACAAACUGAAAUCUAGUUUGCCAGUGUAAUGUGGCCUUUGUGUCUAGUAGGCUUACCUGGCUAACACAUUAAUAAAAUAAUACAUGAUUGCAACAUCAGUUCUAUAAUCUCAUCUUUCUUUACCUUAAUUUCAUUGCCUUAGUUUCUUUUCUCCAAGAUUGUACACAUUCCAUAAAAAAUACACUCAAGGCUGUCACUUUCAUUGCAUCUAGCAGAUUUUGUUCUCUGUACCAGUCUGCAUUGGGUAGUUAUUGAAAAUAUUUCCUGUUCUUGUAUCCACACAUUAUACAGUUCAAAAAUUGGUUGUGAUGUUUUACAUUAGGCUAAAGCUUGGAGGGCAUCAUACCUCUCAAAUGUCUAGAUUUUCACAGAUUGUCCAGAUUUUUCCCUCAUAUUUUUGGUCUGUUUCUCAUAAAAUUGGGGUUUUCUGGCUAAUCAUUGGCAAGUCAUUGAGGACUGAAGUUAGAAAAGAAUGAAAGUCAUUUGAGUUUCAGAAUUCUUAGAUUUCAGAAAAUUUAAUUUGUCAUCCCAUUAUUUAUGGCUUUGUCCAGAUUUCUUGUUCUUAGAGGAUGAGAGGUAUGGAGGGCAUGCUUAGGCCCCAUGGAUAUAAGAAACCCUCUUCAAAGACAUAAAUAUAAACAGGAGUAUAACAUUAUACUUGCCUAGUUUGAAUGAAGAUCCAUCCAUAGACAGGCUAUUCAAGCACAUGGGGACAGUGGGAGAGUAACAGCCAUUUCUUGCAAGCAGUCUUCCCAAAGAUCAGUGGAUGCAGUGAGUAAAUAUCUUUUAUAUCAGAAUUCAGAAGCCCCCUUCUGUGGGUAACUGUUGGAAAAUAAUCCUAGAAAUUACAAAUUAUACCUACUAGGAAGUCCAGCGAGUCCUAAAGCAGCAAGGUACAUAUGAAGACUCUACUGUGUGAAUUGCACUCCAAGAAAUAAUACUUGGUUGAGCUUUAAACUGCUGUUUAGAUGGUUGUAGCACAAACAGCCAUAAUCGUGAUGGAUGCAUCCUUAAAAGUAUCUUCAAGUGUGUUUGAUGCUGCAGAAAUAAUUCAUGAUAAUUCCAGCAGUCAGAUAUUACUCAAACUAUUUAACUUAGUGAGCUAAAAAAGUGUUUUUAUGCAAAAUAUAAUCUCUUUCACCAAAAUACCAGUUUAGUUUUAUACAGGUACCAGCUUAGUUUAACGAGAACAGAAGGCUAUAUGUCUACUCCAGAAACUCUACUUUUAUUAAGCACCAUUAAGAGAAAGAAAAAGAAAAGCAAUAAUACUAAUUUUAAAAUCUUUAUGUUGUAAGAAAGAGAAGAAUAUGAAGAAUAUAUUCAGCAAAAACAUGGCUGUUUGCACAGUUAUGGUCCACUGGCAUUCCCAUGAUUCUUUAAUAGCGAAGGUUUAUUCUUUAUUACCAAAACACCUGAGCCAAACAUUAACCAUUCCAGGAGUUCCCUAGUAAAAGGAAUGGCAACUGCAUCCAUUUAUUUUGUAUCAUUACCCCUCUUUAUCCUUUGCCUAAAACAUGGUCUUUUUUCCUGAACUCAUGCACCCUUUUCUGAAAGAACUGAGGUAAAAGUACACAUAGCUCACAACUGUCCCGUAUUGUGUCAAAAAUGUUUUUACUUAACAACUUUGGUAGUUGCAGAUAAAAUGUUUUAUUCUGAAAUAAAAAUGUAUACUAACACAAA
Molecule: messenger RNA, 5509 nt
Organism: Protopterus annectens (West African lungfish)
Lineage: Eukaryota; Metazoa; Chordata; Ceratodontiformes; Protopteridae
Product: fibulin-7-like
Exons: 9
Coding region: 658-1938 (426 amino acids)
Molecular function (GO): calcium ion binding
Source: RefSeq, a predicted model, not a curated record